Molecule: messenger RNA, 792 nt
Organism: Jaculus jaculus (lesser Egyptian jerboa)
Lineage: Eukaryota; Metazoa; Chordata; Mammalia; Rodentia; Dipodidae
Product: polyadenylate-binding protein 2-like
Exons: 3
Coding region: 1-792 (263 amino acids)
Molecular function (GO): RNA binding
Source: RefSeq, a predicted model, not a curated record
AUGGGCGGUCCUGCGACUGGAGGCCUGUAUAUAAAGGAGGUCCCAGAGCGGCAGAGCUGCAGAGGCAGAGGUGGCAGCCUCGUCACCAUCAGCAACAUCAGCAUCAGCAACAACAUCAUCAUCAUCAGCAGCAGCAGCAGCAGCAGCAGCAUUACCAGCCUCAGUUUCAUCAGCAUCACUGUGGAGGAAGAGCCAGGGCUUAUCCAGGACGACCCCAGGGACGGCGACAUGGAGGACCCCUGGCCUGAAGCCAUCAAAGCCCCAGUGAUGGAGGAGGAGGAAGAGGCCGCCAAGCUGCGGGAGCUGCACGAGGAGGCCUGGAAGCAGAGGACGCCGAGCCCGGGGUCUGCGCAGGAGAAGACGCAGGCCGACGCCCGCUCCGUGCACGUCGGCAACGUGGACUACGGCGCCACGGCACAGGCGCUGGAAGCCCACUUCCACGCGUGCGGCUCCGUCCUCCGCGUCUCCAUCCUCUGCGACAGGGUCACUGGCCAUCCCAGAGGGUUCGCCUACAUCGAGUUCUCAGAAGAGGAGUCGGCGCGCGCAGCUUUGGCCCUGGACGGGUCCCUGUUCCGAGGAAGACAAAUCAAGGUGGUUCCCAAUCGAGCUAACAGGCGGGGCAUGAGCAAAGCAGACAGCGGUUUCCCCCGUGCCCACUUCAGUGCCCGCCACACCCAUUACAGCCCUUCCCCAUCUCCGUUCUACAGUGCUGUGAACUGCAGGCCUGGAGGUCAAAUGUACAGGGGCCGGGCCAGUGGGAGAUCAUGGUGGUAUUCCCCUUACUGGAAGUAA